Molecule: messenger RNA, 619 nt
Organism: Paramecium sonneborni
Lineage: Eukaryota; Ciliophora; Oligohymenophorea; Peniculida; Parameciidae
Source: the annotation of a GenBank genome assembly
AUUUAUGAUGUUAGAAAUCCCAAUGAUCAAUAAAUUGAAUACAAAGAUAGAACCAACCUUUGAUUGCACUAGUUCCAAACUUUAUGACAAAGGAGAAAACAUUUAUAUUCCAUUAGAUGGUAGACUAACAACAGAUUAAUUUACAUUCUUACCCAAUUAAGCAUUUACACAAAUGGGGCUUUGUUAAUAAAGUUUGUAUGCUUUAAAAAAAGAGAGCUAUAAUCAUAGAGUAUUAAUAAUAAAAGUGAAUAAUAUAUGGCCUCAUCUAGAUUAUGAAAUAAAGGAAGAUUUCAAGUAUCUUCAACUGAUAACACAAAACAAACUUUUAAACAAAUAUUCUACAUUACCUACAUUCUUAUUCUAAUAUCUUGAUAGGAUUAUAGUUUUGAAUAAACAAAUAGUUAAUAUAGAGAAUUCCAUUUUGUUUAUUGCUGAUGGAAUUAUGUUUCAGAAUGGAAGACAAGUUAUUAAUCAUUUUGAAGGAGAAGCUGUUGCAAUUACUGAAUGUAGAUUAUAUGGCUUAAAAAAAUCAAGUAUAUAGAAUAUGUUUAUAAGGAUAUUUAAUAUUUGACUUUAUUUGGUGAAUGUAAUGUCAAAUUAACUCUCCAUAAUCAAGAAC